AUGGUCGAACCAGCGGAGCCGAUUUGGGGUGCCGGAGAUGGAGCUCCCGUCCCAGGUGCGGGUAGGCCUCCCUAUCCCUCGAUGAAAGAAUUGCAGAACAUGGCAGCUUGUUUGAACUUGGGUGAAGAUCCAUCGCUAAAUGAGCUAUUACAUAUCUCCGAAGAUGCCAUCAGCAAGUCCAAAACCCUCGCCCAGCGAGGGAAAUAUGAUUCUGCUCUCGUCUAUUACCUCCGUGCCUCUGAUAUCACUGUCAAUAUGAUUCCCCGCCACCCAGAUUUCACGUAUAUGAAGCAGAAUCACCCAAGAUGGGCGGACCAGUUUGCCAGGCUAAUGAUGCUCGUUGAUUCACAGCACAAGACGAUGGAAGACAUUAAGCGGAAAAUCACAGAAAGCAACAACGCCGCAGGACACUCACGCUCGACGUCAACUCCAUCUUCUGCUCCGCUACGCAUGCCAAGCCCCACCAACUUUCACAGGCAGCCAUUAAACACCACUUCGCAUAGCUCAGGAGGCAGCAGGCCUGCCAGUGAGUCGAUACCUGUGCAGGAUCCCCUUGCUCAGAGACUUGCAGGCUUGAGAAACCAUCGACAUCCAGGCAGCAGCCCAUCGAACGAGGGAGCAAACGGCUCUUCCUACUCUACCAGUAGCACCAAUGGGAACUACUCUACCUACCGGUCACACCUACACUCACAGGCUCAUUCAGGACAGCGCAGUCCUGUGCCUUCGAAACCACUGGGGCCCCGAGAGAUGAACCCAUCUGUCCCGACUGUCCCUCCAAAGGUCCCCAUCUCUGGUGUAGAUGCACCUCUCCCCAGAUACCCAAGCCCUGCCUAUAACCCUAUGUGGACCGUGCCCUCAAUACCAACUCCGAACCCUCCUAGGACAUCCGUCGAAAGCAUACGCAAUACUAUCUACAAACAGACAAACACCGGAGCAACAAACUCCAACAGCAGCCUUAACACCUCUACAGAUAACCCGUACCGCUCGCAAACUCCAAACGGGAUCCGCCCCGAGGCUGAUUCUGGAAACAGAAGCCCGGACAUCUAUGUUGGCCCCACGAUUACUGCUACAAAGCUGGUAGAAUACAUUCGAAAAUAUGAUGUCCUGCUCAUCGACGUUCGGUCACGCGAUCAAUAUGAUGCCGGUCACAUAUAUGCCAAGUCCAUCUUGUGCAUUGAGCCAGUAGUGUUGAAGGAGAACAUAUCUGCAGAAGAGCUUGAGGAUCGGCUGAUUAUCUCACCCGACACAGAACAGUCAUUAUUCAACAGGCGAAACGAAUUUGACCUUAUCGUCUACUAUGACCAAAGCACCGUUGAGCCAACAUAUUUGAUAGGGUCUCCCGCUGGAAGUGCAGUUCCACAUCUGCGAGCUCUCUAUGAUACUUUAUAUGAGUUCAACUUUUAUAAGCCGUUAAAAGGUGGCCGACCUCCAGCUCUUUUAGUUGGUGGUCUAGAUGCAUGGGUUGACUUGGUCGGGCCACAAUCUCUAGCUACGUCCCAAACCAGCGCGAUACUAAGCUCUGUCCGUGCUAGAAGACAAGCGCCUGAUUCCAGCCAGCCUUUGCGCAGAAAUCCUACUGUUAGCGCAAAUUCAAGCUGGGAGGUGAGAAAGAGGAGGCUGCGUGAUUAUAAGCCUCUCAACCCUGAAGAAGAACGAGCCUGGCUCGAAAAGGCGAAGGACGAGGAGAUAGACACCAGCUACGUUGCUGAGGAGGGGGACAUUACUGAAGAACCAGAAGAUAUCGACGGAUCCACUCUACGGCAGACAGCAUCAUUCGUACAUAGUUACGAGGACUUUCUUAGGAGGUUCCCUGAGCCAAACGACAUCCGAGAGUCUAUGGUACAUGCGGGAAAUGCAGUACAAUUUCCACUGUACGACGCUGCAGCCGUACCAGCUCCGUCGAGGCCACCACCCGCCAUUCCUCGACCCAGCUAUAGUGGUGUGGCAGACCGUGGUCAGACGCAACCUCCGCUUGCUCGGCAAUCAUCUGCCCAUAAACAAGCGCUAUACUCUUCCCCCAUAGAUCGACUGAGGCUCCCUCGGACUGGCCUUAUCAACCUGGGCUCAACCUGUUAUAUGAAUUCAAUAAUACAAAGUCUUAGCGCUACUGUCCUCCUUACCAAAUUUUUUGUCGAUAAUCGCUUUCACGCUCAAGUUCAAAAGAACUGGAAAGGCUCGCAAGGCGUCUUGCCGGGCUUGUUCGCAAAUCUGAUACGGUCUUUGUGGAAGAAUGACGUUGAAGUAAUUCGGCCUACAUCAUUCCGGAAAUUUGUUGGUCGAUUGAACACAGAGUGGGCAGGGAGCCAGCAGCAAGACGCAAAGGAGUUCUUUGAUGUCUUAGUUGAUUGUUUACAUGAAGAUCUCAAUCUACGUUGGCAACGCACACCUUUACGGCCAUUGACCUUUGCAGAGGAAAUGCGCCGAGAACAAAUGCCAAUCCACAAGGUAUCGGAAAUCGAAUGGGCCCGAUACUCGCACCGUGAACUAUCGUAUGUGUCCUCCCUUUUUGCUGGACAGCAUGCCAGUCGACUUCGCUGCACCACAUGCCGAAAGACUUCCACGACAUACGAGGCAUUUUAUAGCAUUAGUGUCGAAAUCCCCGUCACAGGAACAGGAGAUAUUUAUCAGUGCCUCAAAAGUUACUGUCAAGAAGAAGUACUCAGUGGUGACGAAGUUUGGAAAUGCCCAUACUGCAAACGAGAGCGAGAAGCCGCAAAACAAAUCAUCCUCACCCGAGCUCCUCGCUUCCUCGUCUUUCAUUUCAAGAGAUUUUCUGCCUCCAGACGGCAACAGGCGCGUAAAAUCCACACGCCGGUUUCUUUCCCGCUUAGCGGCCUCGACAUGACCCCCUUUAUGAUUCAACAUCCUCAACAUUCCCAAUCUUCUCGCCCCGUCUCUCCUCUGCCGGAUGGCAACGACGAUAAACUCGAUUCGAAAUCCAACUCCCAUGCCCCCCUAAAAUCCCAAUCAGCGCUACAGACUAAUGAGCUCGCUACGUCCAGUCCAUAUAUUUAUAACGCCUACGCCGUUGUCCGGCACAUUGGUUCAACUAUGAAUGAAGGACAUUACAUCUCCUUAGUUAGAGAUGAGCAACGCAGAUGUUGGCGGAAAUUUGAUGAUCAACGAGUAACGGAUUUCCAACCGAGUUCUUCCCGUUCUUCACCUGAUAACUUGCAAAACGAGCAGGCAUACCUUGUUUUUUAUGAGCGGGCCCCAGCUAACUAA
Messenger RNA from Trichophyton benhamiae CBS 112371, 3225 nucleotides. RefSeq lists its product as uncharacterized. Lineage: Eukaryota; Fungi; Ascomycota; Eurotiomycetes; Onygenales; Arthrodermataceae. Gene Ontology annotation, cellular component: cytoplasm. Bases 1 to 3225 code for a protein of 1074 amino acids. The transcript has 3 exons. The record is from RefSeq and is a predicted model, not a curated record. Gene Ontology annotation, molecular function: cysteine-type deubiquitinase activity. Gene Ontology annotation, biological process: protein deubiquitination.